Molecule: messenger RNA, 3363 nt
Organism: Capsicum annuum
Lineage: Eukaryota; Viridiplantae; Streptophyta; Magnoliopsida; Solanales; Solanaceae
Product: leucine--tRNA ligase, chloroplastic/mitochondrial
Exons: 20
Coding region: 121-3033 (970 amino acids)
Biological process (GO): leucyl-tRNA aminoacylation
Cellular component (GO): cytosol
Molecular function (GO): aminoacyl-tRNA deacylase activity; ATP binding; leucine-tRNA ligase activity
Source: RefSeq, a predicted model, not a curated record
AAGCCCAGUCCACUCCCUAUUUUUUUCUUGCAUGGCCCAAGCCCAGCAUUACAUUAUCCAAUCUUCUUCUUUUUCUUGUGAGCAAAUUACCACCUUCGAAAUUUGUCCAACUCCAUAGCAAUGCCUACCCAACUCCAUACUUCCACGCACCACCACUUUCCUCCUCCUCUCCUCCACCGUACACUUAUACUCUCCGCCCACCACCGCCCUAUACUCCGCCGCCUAUCUGUUAUCCAUGGACGCUUCCGAGUCACUAAUUGUACGAAAAGUUCUAGCGAAAAUACAGUGACUGAGCUGGUUAAAGCAAUUGAUGGGCAAAGGACAAAUGAGCAACUACAACAGCAGCAGGUCAAAAAGGCUUAUCCGUUUCACGAAAUUGAACCAAAAUGGCAACAUUAUUGGGAGGAGAAUAAAACAUUUCGAACACCUGAUGAGAUUGAUACUUCCAAGCCCAAAUUCUAUGUUCUUGAUAUGUUCCCAUAUCCAAGUGGAGCUGGUUUGCAUGUUGGACAUCCACUUGGAUAUACUGCGACAGAUAUCCUUGCUAGAUUUAAACGCAUGCAAGGUUUCAAUGUAUUGCAUCCAAUGGGAUGGGAUGCAUUUGGUUUACCUGCUGAGCAAUACGCUAUUGACACAGGCACACAUCCAAAAAUCACAACUUUGAGGAAUAUUAGUCGUUUCCGCUCGCAGCUUAAAUCAAUAGGCUUCUCUUACGAUUGGGAUCGUGAAAUUUCUACAACAGAACCUGAUUACUACAAAUGGACUCAGUGGAUAUUUCUUCAACUUCUGAAGAGAGGACUAGCUUAUCAGGCUGAAGUGCCUGUCAAUUGGUGUCCAGCACUUGGUACUGUCUUGGCAAAUGAAGAAGUAGUUGAUGGUGUAAGUGAAAGAGGGGGGCAUCCAGUCAUCAGAAAGCCUAUGCGGCAGUGGAUGCUGAGGAUUACUGCAUAUGCUGACCGUCUUCUUGAGGAUCUAGAUGACCUCGACUGGCCUGAGAGUAUAAAGGAAAUGCAGAGGAAUUGGAUUGGUAGGUCAGAAGGAGCAGAAUUGGAUUUUGUCGUCAUAAAUGGUAACGGUGAGGAAGCAAAGAAAAGAAUAACAGUUUAUACAACAAGGCCGGACACUAUAUUUGGUGCAACAUAUUUAGUCCUUGCACCUGAGCAUCCCUGUCUGUCGUCACUUUUAUCAGAAGCACAAAGUAAACAUGUAGAGGUGUACAGAGAACUUGCCUUUAAAAAGAGUGACCUUGAGAGGACUGAGCUUCAAAAGGAAAAAACAGGUGUCUUUACUGGUUGUUACGCAAAAAAUCCAGCCAAUGGACAAGCUGUUCCUAUUUGGGUUGCUGAUUAUGUCUUGGGAAGCUAUGGCACAGGAGCAAUAAUGGCUGUGCCUGCCCAUGACACACGCGACUUUGAAUUUGCUAUGAAGUACACUAUCCCAAUUUCUUGGGUUGUAAAACCAGAUGAUAGCAACUGUGGCAAUUUUAAGAGACCAUUUUCAGGUGAAGGAUCAAUGAUAAAUUCAUCAUGUUCAGAGUCAGGGCUUGACAUUAAUGGUUUGCCUAGCAAAGAAGCUGCUUCAGGAGUCAUCCAAUGGCUUGAGAAAAGUGGAAACGGGAAAAAGAAGGUAAAUUACAAGUUGAGAGACUGGCUUUUUGCUCGGCAACGCUAUUGGGGGGAGCCUAUUCCUGUUAUCUUUUUGGAUGACACAGGAGAAGGUAUUCCAAUUCCAGAAACUGAGCUGCCCCUUACCCUUCCUGAGUUGGAUGAUUUCACUCCCACAGGGACAGGGGAGCCACCUCUUUCCAAAGCAGAGUCUUGGGUUAUAACCAAAGAUCCUUCAUCUGGAAAACCUGCUAGGCGAGAAACAAACACCAUGCCCCAGUGGGCUGGUUCUUGCUGGUACUAUCUAAGAUUUAUGGACCCAAAGAACUCCAGUGUAUUGGUUGACAAGGCACAAGAACAGUACUGGGGCCCUGUUGACGUGUAUGUUGGUGGUGCUGAGCAUGCUGUUCUUCAUUUACUUUAUGCCAGGUUCUGGCACAAGGUUCUCUAUGACAUAGAUGUUGUGUCAACAAAGGAACCAUUUAAGUGUGUCAUAAAUCAGGGCAUCAUCCUUGGUGAAGUUCAAUAUACAGCAUGCAAAGAUGAAGAGGGAAACUUGAUAUCAGCAGACUCUGUUGGUGAGCUGGCUCAGUACAAACAAGAAAGAAUGCCUGAGGAAAAGGUCAUGAAAUCUGGUGACGUGUUUGUAUUGAAAGACAACCCCAGCAUUCGCUUGAUAGCCCGAACUCACAAGAUGAGUAAAAGUAGGGGAAAUGUCAUCAACCCUGAUGAUGUUGUUUCGGAGUAUGGUGCAGAUUCUCUACGCUUAUAUGAAAUGUUUAUGGGUCCAUUAAGAGACUCGAAAACAUGGAAUACAAGUGGUAUUGAUGGUGUUCACCGUUUCCUAGCAAGAUCUUGGAGAUUGUGUGUUGGUUCAGCCUCACCCACUGGUUCAUAUCCGGAUGGAACUGUCACAGUCGAUGAGAAACCUUCGAUUGAACAACUUCGUUCUUUACACAGAUGCAUUGAUAAGGUAACUGAAGAAAUUGAAGCAACUCGGUUCAACACUGGAAUUUCUGCAAUGAUGGAGUUUAUUAAUGCAGCAUAUAAGUGGGACAAGCUUCCGAGAUCAAUUAUUGAAGCAUUUGUUUUGCUGCUCUCACCAUAUGCACCUCACAUGGCAGAGGAGCUCUGGUGUCGUUUGGGACACUCAAAUUCCUUGGCAUAUGAGCCCUUCCCUAAGGCUGAUGCUGCAUAUUUAAAAGAGAGCACUGUAGUCCUUCCGGUCCAAAUAAAUGGAAAGACUAGAGGUACCAUACAGGUCGAAGAAACAUGUUCAGAAGAUGAAGCCUUUAGAUUAGCUUCACUUGAUACGAAACUGUCCAAGUUUUUGGAUGGGAAAUCUAUUAGGAAGAGAAUCUACGUCGAAGGAAAAAUUUUGAACAUCGUCAUAGAUAUGCAGAAAAAGGCCAAGGUGGUUCAACAAUAGUUGAUGCCUGGAAUCCCUAUACAUUGUGUUGUUCAUAAGGGUUGACUGAUUAAUAACACCGUGGAGUAGCAAGCAGUGAUGGCACCUGUACCAUAAUUCAUUUGUUGUACAAUAUUUUAAGAGGACAAUAAGCUCUCCAGCAGUUUUAAAGUGGAAUAGGCUUUGUUGUAUGGUGAGAGAGAGAGGGAGAAAGAGAGGAGUCAGCAGAAUUGCUUAAUCUAUUAGUUUUCUGCAUAAAUUAUGUUCAUUGAUGUACCAUUCUACUGAAUAUACUGCUCUUGUAUUUAUAUAUGAAAUGUUCAAAUGAACAUUGUUUCAUUUUGGAAGGAA